CUCACCUCCCUUCCUUCUUUUCUGUCUCUGACAUGGGAGUUAUGGCAUGCCCACAAUCUAAUUCUAACUCGAGGAAUGAGUCUCCAUCCGAGUCUAACCACCAUGAAUCCGAGUUGAAGUCCCUUCUUUCCCAACAAAACCUCCAAUCAGUUCCUUCCCUCUCCUCCUCACAAUCCCAACAGCAACAACAAUAUCUGAUUUCCAACACCCACCACCACUGUCUAACCACUCUCAAAGGCCAUAACUCAUACAUAUCCUCUCUCACCCUUGCCGGAGAAUUCCUCUAUACCGGCUCUUCCGACAGAGAAAUCCGUUGCUGGAAACAAAACCCUUUACUCUCUGAUGAAUCUGAUCAUGAAAGUCCGAUAUUUAACAACCUGGUAGCUGCUGGGAAGGGUGCAGUGAAGUCCCUGGUGGUUCAGGCCGACAAAAUCUUUAGUGCUCAUCAAGAUCAUAAAAUUCGGGUAUGGAGAAUCGAUAGCCAUGAACCUGAUCAUCACCAGAAGUACACGCAUUUAGCCACGCUUCCAACACUUGGUGACCGUGCGUUUAAGAUCCUGAUGCCCAAGAACCAGGUUCAGAUACGAAGGCACAAAAAAUGCACCUGGGUUCAUCACGUUGAUGCUGUGUCUGCACUUGCUUUAUCAGAGGAUGAAUCCCUUCUCUACUCCGUUUCAUGGGAUCGGACGCUGAAAAUUUGGCGAACAAAGGACUUCAAAUGCUUAGAAUCCCUGACAAACGCACAUGAUGAUGCCAUAAACGCUCUGGCAUUAUCUAACGAUGGACAUGCUUAUACUGGCUCGGCGGACAAGAAAAUCAAGGUGUGGAAGAAAAACCCAGGAGAUCAGAAGAUCAAGCACUGUCUAGUUGCAACACUGGAGAAACACAACUCGGGGAUAAAUGCAUUGGCUCUGAGCAGUGAUGGGUCUGUGUUGUACUCCGGUGCAUGCGACAGAUCCAUAGUGGUAUGGGAAAAGAGCAGUAAUGGCGGCAGCAUGGAGGUGUUGGGCGAGCUUAGAGGCCACACAAACUCCAUAUUAUGCUUGGCUGUUGUGUCUGAUUUGGUUUGCAGUGGCUCAGCAGACAGAACUGUUAGGAUUUGGAGAGGUUUCGACAGAAACUACAGUUGUCUGGCAGUUUUGGAAGGGCACAGAGGUCCAGUCAAGUGCUUGACUGCAGCAACGGAUCAUCAUCGUUGCGAAACAGCUGAAAAAGCUUACCUCCUUUACAGCGGUGGUUUGGACUGCGACAUUAAGGUUUGGCAGGUUUUAGUUCCCAAUUCCUAUUGAUGAUGAUGAUUCAUAGAAGACGAAUCCUCCUUCUAACGGUAUUGAUCCGUAGCCAAUCCAAAGUACCUCCAAAGUGAGGGCGUGUACUUCCUUUC
Juglans regia (Persian walnut) is the source of this 1384-nucleotide messenger RNA. RefSeq names its product protein JINGUBANG-like. The coding region runs from base 33 to 1289 and encodes 418 amino acids. The transcript has a single exon. Gene Ontology annotation, molecular function: protein binding. Lineage: Eukaryota; Viridiplantae; Streptophyta; Magnoliopsida; Fagales; Juglandaceae. The record is from RefSeq and is a predicted model, not a curated record.